This is a messenger RNA of Magallana angulata, 861 nucleotides long. Its product is annotated as trace amine-associated receptor 5-like. The record is from RefSeq and is a predicted model, not a curated record. The transcript has a single exon. Gene Ontology annotation, molecular function: G protein-coupled receptor activity. Gene Ontology annotation, cellular component: membrane. Gene Ontology annotation, biological process: G protein-coupled receptor signaling pathway. The coding region runs from base 1 to 861 and encodes 286 amino acids. Lineage: Eukaryota; Metazoa; Mollusca; Bivalvia; Ostreida; Ostreidae.
AUGGAUGUUAAUGUGACCAUAAAUACCCAUAAUGAAUUAGGAAAUGAUUCAACUUCAAAAGGAUUUACUUUGCAACUCUUUUAUAGUAAAACGACUUUCCAAAUAACAUUCACCUGCGUUAUUUUUACUAUUGCUUUUUUUGGAUGCAUUGGAAACCUUGCCACAAUAGUUAAAAUCGUAUACGAUCCGAAAUACCACACACCGACAUUUGCUGCUAUCGGUCAGUUGGCUUUGGCAGAUUUUCUAUCAGUCACAUUUACAACUAUUGUGAGAAUGACAAACAUUUCCGAUAUUGAUAGGUUGCCUAUUGUAUUACUCAUGACGACAAGUGCUCUGAGUUCUUAUUCUCAUGUGUGUUUUCUGUCCGUUGUCAGAUAUUUAAUCACAGUGUUUCCCUUACAGAGCAGACAACAUCUCACUGUAACGGCGAUGUGUUUGUGUUCACUCACAAUAUGGAUAUCUUGCGGUGUAUUUACAGCUAUUUUAAAAUAUACUGCAGACACAGCAGGUUUGAUAUAUAUGAUGACAAUUUAUCUCAUCGCCAAUGUUUUUAUAUUGUUAAUAGUCUGUUCUAUAAUGACCAUUUUGCAUGUUAAAAAGAUAAGAACAUUACAGAAUUCUUUGUCCGUAACAGAUCAAUCACGGAGAAGAAUGAAUAUUGUUGUCGCUAUGAUCCUUAGUAUAUUUGUAUUAUAUGAAUUGUCUGUGACAGCAAACUUUAUAAUGGUGCUUUUUUUUAAUCAACAGGUUUCAAAUGAACUAUAUUAUCAUGUGAAAAACUUAGAUUAUUUUAACAUUUUUACUGCAUGUAUAAACUAUUCUUGUAAUCCUUAUAUAUUAUUUUUUUCACAAUUCAUUUAG